AUGGGACAUUCUAGAUGGGUUGGACUUGAAACUAUUCACAAUCAGGAACUCGUACAUCGAGAUAUUCAUAGUGGAAAUAUAUUAUUUUUUGAAGAUUAUGAUCCAUCAUAUCAAUGGCAAAUUGGAGAUUUGGGAUUAUCGCAAUCUUUGAAUAAUGUUUCAAAUAAUGAAAUAUACGGAGUAAUGCCUUAUGUUGCACCAGAAUAUCAAGACGCAAGCUACGCUAAUUUAUCAUUAAAUGAAUAUACUUCUAAGGAAUUGGAAUUUGAUAUUUCAAGGCAACCUGCAAUAGAUGUAAAGUCCACAACUCAGAAUGCUUCAAAUACACUGCAUCAAAAAUCAGAAAUCAACUCUCAAGUUAAGGGAAAACGCGUUAAAACUGGUGAUAAUUUAAUUUCAGAAUCUCUAAAUUAG
Messenger RNA from Funneliformis geosporum, 414 nucleotides. The record is from the annotation of a GenBank genome assembly. Lineage: Eukaryota; Fungi; Glomeromycota; Glomeromycetes; Glomerales; Glomeraceae.